AUGCAGGACAGCAAACUAGUUGGGCUCUGGGAUGACAGAAUUGACUUGCCCAAUUUGAAAUACAUGGACCUUAGUCACUCUCGAAACUUGGCAACAACCCCAAAUUUCACUGGCAUUCCAAAACUCGAGGUGUUGAUUCUUGAAGGGUGUGAGAAUUUAGUUGAGAUUCACCCGUCCGUUGCAUAUCUAAAAUGGCUUACAGAAUUAACACUAGAUGGAUGCAAAAGUGUUAAGAGUCUUCCAAGUGAGGUAGAAAUGGAUUCUCUUGUGCAUUUCAGUCUUGAUGGUUGCUCAAAACUGAAAAAGAUUCCAGAAUUUUCAAGACAAAUGGAAAAGUUGUCAAUGCUUAUUUUGAGUGGGACGCCCAUUGAAAAAUUACCUUCAUCAAUUGGACGUCUUGUUGGCCUUACUUUACUGGAUGUAAGCAAUUGUGAAAAUCUCUUGGGUCUUCCGAGCGAAAUUUGUAAUUUGAAGUCUCUUCAAGAGCUCUGUGUGAAUGGAUGCUCAUACAGUGACAAACGCCCAGAAAACUCGUGGGGCUCUUUAAAGAUCUGUAUGCCUAAUAAAUCAGAGCGUAAUAAAUCAAGGUUUUGGUGGGGCCUCCAAAGAAAGGCUUUUGUGUUGGGUUCGCUACAUGGUUUAUGGUCUUUGAAGUAUUUGGAUGUGAGUGAUUGUGGUCUCAGUGAAGGGGAUAUUCCAUGUGAUAUUGGCUGCUUGUCCUCUUUAGAACGAUUACACCUCAGUCGAAACAAUUUUGUUAGCCUUCCUGCAAGCAUUGGAUGUCUUCCUAAGCUUUGCUCAUUUUCGGUGAGUGGGUGCCAAAGGCUUCAACAAUUGCCCCAUCUCCGCUUUGGAUUCAUUGAAGGCUUCAGACAUAUUUACAUGUACACAGACGAUUGCCCUUCCUUAAAAACGUUGCCAAAGUUGAGCAUAAAAAAAGGAAGAUGUCAUGUUUCGUUGAGUUGUGUGAAUUGCUAUGGAUUGGUUGAGAAUGAUGGCUGCGAUGAUAGUAUAAAUAAUCAUCAGGUUCUCUCUUUGUUUGCCAAACUUGGAAUGCUCUGGACUGCUCUGGAUUGGGGAUUCCUUCAGGUACCUUUACUCACUUCGCCAAUUUCAAAUACUCCCGCUUUCCAAAUUGUAACACCUGGAAGUAGAAUUCCAGAGUGGUUCAAUAAUCAAAAUGUAGGAGAUUCCUUAAUUGUGGAGCUACCUCCAUGUACCACGUCCAUUUGGUUUGCUUUUUGUGCUGUCUUUGAAGAAGGUGCCCCUGUGGAUCACCCAAAUUUUCAAAUUGAAUGUCGCCUAGGAGAAGGUGCCGCUGUGCAUAGUACACCCAUUGAUAGAGGCCAUCUUGUGUCACCUCACCUUUGGGCCCGUAUAUUACUCGGGUAUAAAGAAGUGUGGGUUCCGUUUGGUGCACAAACAAGACGUGGAAGAACUCAACCAAAUCAUGAUGAUGAACCACUCCAUCAACAUCAGCACAAAAGCUACUUCUCCUCACAAUUCAGCUGA
Molecule: messenger RNA, 1512 nt
Organism: Prunus armeniaca (apricot)
Lineage: Eukaryota; Viridiplantae; Streptophyta; Magnoliopsida; Rosales; Rosaceae
Source: the annotation of a GenBank genome assembly